AUGCCUCUGGCAAAUCGGCAUGCAUUCGGUUUUGUGGAUCCAGCAGUCGUUCUCAGGGCAUGUCAUAUCAUACUGGCAUUCUUGCAGGGUCAGUGCAAUCCCAGUGAAUGCGGGAUUUCCACUGUUGCAGGAGAUGAACAUGACUGGCACGAGUAUUACGUUAACAGCUUUGUCGAUCGAGACACCAUCAUGCACUUCCAUUACGGCCUUGGAGUAGGGCAUGUGUACUCUCAUGAGGCUCAAAUCCCAGAAUGCCCUUGUUCGGCACAAGAGGCACCUCACCCUGUCCCACAGACCACACCACAGUCAAGCGAACAUUCAGAAAGGGACGAAACCCUCAUGGAGACCUCUAACCGGCAAGCUCCUGCUGACAAUGAGGAUGAAGGGGACAAAGAGGAAGAUCACGUUGGAGUCGAAGAACUGGAUUUCUUUGAGCAGGAACAAAAUGGCAGCUCGGAGUCACUCGUUGAGGCACUAGACGAGAUGUUCACUGACUAUUGUAACAUACUGUAUACCCCAUCUGACGGCACUGGGCACCAAUAUGACUUGCGGUUGCUUCUUGCAAGCCCCAUUGUUUCAUUUAUUGGUCCCUCCAAUUUUGUGCCGCCUCCAAGUUCUUUGAUCACCAUGCAGGCUCUUCCCCCUGCUCCGAUUUAUGUGUACUUGUCAAAACGGAAGCAGGCCUUCAGGCUUGUCCAGCUACCUUUUGUUCUCGUUUAUCACCCGUCGUUUUCCUCUAACUUGCUAUCUCAGCAGCCGUUCGUUGGAUUUGCCGAGCACCUUUUCCUCGUAGGAUAUCUUGCGCACAUCUACCGACAGAUUUCGCCACUUUACUGCGCAGAGUUUGCACCAGACCUUGUUUUGCCAACUGUAGGGGUGUUGGCCAUCGUGCAGCAGGGGGAUGUAGUAUUUCACACUGUAUUUGAAAAAGAGGCUGGUGAUGGUGAUUUUCUUCGGAAUGUGAACACCGCAUUUUGCAGCCCAAACUUCAGAGGGCUUGGCAGUGCCUUGUGGCCCAUGUCACCGUUUCCCUAUGGAUACUUGCCACCUGCACCUGUUCUGCACAUAUCACACCUUCCUUCGACUGAACUUGAUGAAGUGGUUCCUGAUGGAUCCAUACUACCUGCCCCUCUCGCUGCCACAGCACCUCUUCCGCAUGUGUCACAGGCCCCAGCCCUUCCUUCAACUGACGAAGUAUUUCCUUAUGAACCCAUGGCACCUGCCCCCCUCGUUGCUGCCGAGGCAGCUCCUCAUCCGCACAUGUCACAGGCUUCAGUCCUUCCUUCGACUGACAAAGUGUUUCCUUAUGGACCCAUGCCAUUUGCCCCUCUCGCUGCCAUUGAGGCAGCACCUCUUCCUCAUAUAUCUUUCGCCCCUCCGUCGAUUAACGAACAGUCUGUAUACACAUCAUAUUAUCCAUCCAUUACCUCGUUUAACGGCUACACCAAGAACUCAAGUGAUCACCCACUCGUUACUGCUGCGCCAGCUGGUUCCGUCGAGGAUCUGAUGGUUUACUUCGAUACCAAUGACAUCCUUGCUGAACAGCUUCCACAGGCGGUGUUUCACCAGGCGUUGAUCUGGAAAGGUGUGGAUGUCAAGUUGGAAUCUGACCUCUGGGUGGCUAUUUCCGCUGCACUGGGAAAAUACCUCUGGAAUCACGUAUUAUUCUUGACAAAGUGCCUUUACCUUGGUUCUCUAUGGGUCGGAGUAGCAAACCCAUUCAAUCUUUCCGAACUAGCAGGAAGGCAGCUGAUUAGCACUUGCUUGCUCAUGGCAAUAGAUCUUGAUUGCACCACGUUACAAUAUCUGGAAGACAAACUGGUGAUCGUGAAGGGUCAGGAAACCUCACCUGUUAGAUGGAACACGCUUCGUCUAACUUUCUGUAAUCACAUCGAGAACAGAACUUCAGAGAUGCAUAAAGCCAUCUGGGCCUCCCUUUUUCAACCGAUGAACGGCUUGUGCAAGGGCAAUUGCGACGGGAGAAUCGCAGACCUCUUUCCUGAAGAAAUCCGAGGGCCCAAUGGUCUAUUACAGAAGGGUGUAGUGGGGACAUUACUAACCAUUGUUCACAGAGGCAAUCAAGAUGUAACCUUUCUUAAGCGCCGUGAAUGUGUUUCCGAUGGACACAAAAAACCUCUGUCCGAAGACGUGCCCACAAAAGAGGCGACCAAAACGUCUGAGUGA
This is a messenger RNA of Suillus paluster, 2184 nucleotides long. RefSeq lists its product as uncharacterized. The record is from RefSeq and is a predicted model, not a curated record. Bases 1 to 2184 code for a protein of 727 amino acids. Lineage: Eukaryota; Fungi; Basidiomycota; Agaricomycetes; Boletales; Suillaceae. The transcript has 14 exons.